This is a messenger RNA of Camellia sinensis, 1161 nucleotides long. Lineage: Eukaryota; Viridiplantae; Streptophyta; Magnoliopsida; Ericales; Theaceae. The record is from RefSeq and is a predicted model, not a curated record.
AUGGAACCUGACAAUGAUUGUGAUUGGAAGCCAAAAGAAGGAAUGACCUUUGAUUCGGAAGAAGGUGCGUAUGAUUUUUAUAAUGCAUAUGAAGGAAGAAUGAGAUUUAGCAUAAGAAGGGAAUAUUGUAAGAAGAACAAGUUUACAAAACAAAUUAUUUCUAGAAAUUUUGUUUGCAACAAGGAGGGAUUUUGGAAGGUUGACAAGCGAGACCCAUUGACAAAAACCCCAAGAGCUAAAACUAGGACUGGUUGUGAGGCCUGGCUUUUUGUUACAUUGGAUGUCAGUACUGGGAAAUUAGUUAUGAUUGAUUUCAAAGAAAAACACAACCAUGAACUUGUAUCUCCUGAUUAUGCCCAUAUGUUGCCAUUUCAAAGAAGGAUACCAGCCAUCCAAGCAAUUCAGUUAGACUUAGCCUCAGAGUCUGGUCUUCGUUUAGGGCAGUCUUUUGAACUCAUGGGUAGGGAAGCUAGUGGAAGGCAGUCUCUUGGGUUUAUGAAAUUUGAUCAAAAAAAUUACUUGAGAACCAAAAGGCAAAAAUGUGUAGCGUAUGGGGAAGUAGAUAAUGUGUUGCAAUACUUUCAACAAAUUUUUUUGGAGAAUUCAUCUUUUUUUUGUGCUUUCCAAUUAGACAAUGAGGAGCAAAUAACGAAUAUGCUUUGGGCCGAUACACAAAUGAUCAUGGAUUAUGCCCAAUUUGGCGAUGUAGUUACAUUUGAUACUACCUACAAGUUAAAUAGGCCAUUUGCAUCUUUUGUGAGAUUUAAACAUCAUAGAGAAACAGUUAUUUUUGGUGCUGCUUUGUUGUAUGAUGAGACUGCUAAAACAUUUGUAUGGUUAUUUCAAACGUUUUUAGAGGCUAUAUCAAAAAAUGCACCAAAAACUUUGUUUACCGAUCAAGAUGCUGCAAUGGCUAAGGCCAUAUACAUUGUCAUGCCUGACACGAGUCACCAUUUGUGCACUUGGCAUUUGAUUCAAAAUGCAUUAAGGCAUGUUAAUUGUCUCUUUCAAGAUAAGGGGGUGAAAGGUGUAUUGAACAGAUUCAUGUUUGAUAUUGAGGAUGAAAAUGAAUGCAAAAUAAAGUGGGGGGAAAUGCUUGAUACAUAUGAUACUCAUGAUAAUCAUUGGUUGGAGUUGACUUUUGGGGUGAAAGAAAAAUAG